CGGGUCGAGUAGGGAAGUGGGCGGAGCGUGGAACGGCUAGUUAGGACUCGGAGAACGGGGGAGAGCGGCCGACCGACCCGGUGUGCGGGAUCCCAGCCUUGUCUGCCGUCCUCCUUCCUGCGGAGUCCUGAGCUGUACAAAACAAGACGAUGGGUAGAAUCUUCCUGGAUCACAUCGGAGGAACCCGACUCUUCUCCUGCGCAAACUGCGACACGAUCCUGACCAAUCGCUCCGAGCUCAUUUCCACCCGGUUCACCGGAGCUACGGGCAGAGCGUUCCUCUUUAAUAAGGUGGUAAACUUACAGUACAGCGAAGUCCAGGACCGCGUCAUGCUCACCGGGCGGCACAUGGUGCGAGACGUCAGCUGCAAAAACUGCAACAGCAAACUGGGCUGGAUCUACGAGUUUGCCACGGAGGACAGCCAGCGCUACAAGGAAGGGCGCGUCAUCCUGGAGCGGGCCCUGGUGCGGGAGAGCGAAGGUUUCGAAGAACACGUUCCGUCCGACAAUUCUUGAAGCGCUUUUUGUCCGAUCUUUUCUUUUCUUCUCCGGAUUACAACUCUUUACAAUGUAUUUGCAUACACUGUUACCUUAGCCUCCGAGUCGCAUUAUGUGAUGGGAUAGAGGGACUGAGAAAAGGCCUGAAAAGCGAUCAGUUAUUUUAGAUUUUAGGUUACCUGCCACCUCCAGCGUAGAUUCCACCAGUGCUGACCUAAACAUAUUCAUUUCACCCCUAUAGCGUGGGGGCCCGGUGGCCCCUCAUCCCCUGCCUGCCAAUCUGGCAAAUGCCUUUAUAUUAAUAUUUACAUUUGUAAUCAAACUCUUCGUUUCCUAACUUCUGUUGUCUUCAUCUCACUUUAUAUAACCCUAUUUUGCUUUGUAUUUAGACUUUCUCCUUUCACCAGCCUCUCAUCAUCAGCUUAUAAGCAGAAUUUUCAGGGUCCAGUGUUUGCGGACGCUUGCGCUGGUCAGCGCCUCUUAAACAGCUGGGGGUUGUUGGGUGAACCAGAUUCCUCCUCCAUGUAUCCAUCUGUAAAACGCAGAGUCCAACCUGCCCCGUUGUUUGUCAUCUCUUGGUUGUGAUGCAGUUGGUGUGGAUUAAAAUUAGAAAAAAACAUUA
Messenger RNA from Nanorana parkeri, 1119 nucleotides. It is a transcript of the gene YPEL5, whose product is annotated as yippee like 5. The transcript is spliced from 3 exons. Bases 150 to 515 code for a protein of 121 amino acids. NCBI's taxonomy places the organism in Eukaryota, Metazoa, Chordata, Amphibia, Anura, Dicroglossidae. The record is from RefSeq and is a predicted model, not a curated record.